AUGUCCGACGCUUUCUGCUCCGAUUGCAAGCGACAGACCGAGGUCGUCUUCGACCACUCGGCGGGGGACACCGUCUGCUCCGAGUGCGGUUUGGUGCUCGAAUCUCACUCCAUUGAUGAGACCUCCGAGUGGAGGACGUUCGCCAACGAGUCCGGCGACAACGACCCCGUCCGUGUCGGCGGACCGACCAAUCCUCUCCUCGCCGACGGAGGCCUUUCGACGGUGAUCGCCAAGCCCAACGGCGCCAGCGGAGAGUUCUUGUCGUCGUCGCUCGGUCGGUGGCAGAAUCGCGGCUCCAAUCCGGAUCGGGGAUUGAUUGUCGCCUUCAAGACCAUCGCUACCAUGUCUGAUAGGUUGGGACUUGUUGCAACCAUUAAGGACCGGGCUAAUGAGAUAUAUAAGAGGGUUGAAGAUCAAAAAUCUAGUAGGGGAAGGAAUCAGGAUGCCUUAUUGGCUGCUUGCUUGUACAUUGCUUGUCGACAAGAAGACAAGCCACGAACAGUAAAGGAAAUUUGCUCUGUCGCCAAUGGAGCCACAAAGAAGGAAAUUGGCCGAGCAAAAGAAUACAUCGUGAAACAGCUGGGGUUGGAAAAGGGUAUGACGGUGGAGAUGGGAACAAUACAUGCUGGGGACUUUAUGAGGCGAUUCUGUUCCAAUCUUGGGAUGAACAAUCAAGCAGUUAAAGCUGCCCAAGAAGCUGUGCAGAAGUCGGAAGAGUUUGAUAUAAGGUAG
Molecule: messenger RNA, 732 nt
Organism: Morus notabilis
Lineage: Eukaryota; Viridiplantae; Streptophyta; Magnoliopsida; Rosales; Moraceae
Product: transcription initiation factor IIB-2
Exons: 5
Coding region: 1-732 (243 amino acids)
Biological process (GO): transcription preinitiation complex assembly; DNA-templated transcription initiation
Cellular component (GO): transcription preinitiation complex; nucleus
Molecular function (GO): TBP-class protein binding
Source: RefSeq, a predicted model, not a curated record